Messenger RNA from Eutrema salsugineum, 567 nucleotides. RefSeq lists its product as uncharacterized. Lineage: Eukaryota; Viridiplantae; Streptophyta; Magnoliopsida; Brassicales; Brassicaceae. Bases 1 to 153 code for a protein of 50 amino acids. The transcript is spliced from 2 exons. The record is from RefSeq and is a predicted model, not a curated record.
AUGAAUGGGAAGUUGUGGUUGUUUGCUUUACUUUUGGUUCUCUCUUUGGUGAUUGCAUCUUAUGCAGCUUCAACUCAGCCAUACCAAAUCCGUAAACUUUUGGUUAUAGAAGCACGACCUAGUAAGUCAAGACCUGCGCGUCAAUGUUGCUAGCAAGGCCAAGGCGAAGGCUGCAUGAAAUUUAUGCACAUUCAGAGCUGCUGUUUAUGAAUCGUGGUUGGUUAGAUAUAUGGACCGAUUUAAAAAAAAUUUGUUUUAUAUAUAGUUUUAAAAACAGAUAAUAAACAACAACGGAGGAGGAAAAAUAAAUUGGCAAAACAGUUACACUUUGUAUUCUGUUUAUACCAAUAGAAAGGAAAAAAGAAAGAGAAAGGAGCAAAAAGAAAAAAAGAGUCUCACGUACGUUCUAAUUUCUUAAUGGCAUCUUACAAUUACACCAUCAUUCCAUUUUCCAAAAGCCGGAAAAUUAGCAAGUCGUAAUAAUUUGAUUCAUGUGUAAAUAAAAAAUAUGUGCGAGUAAAAUGAUAUAUAUGAUUAGUUUUGAACUUUUGAUGUGCGUAACAAGAU